CGCCCGCCGCUCGGCUGCACAGCCGCUGGAGCAGCCGGGCCACGAGACUCUGACAGCGGCGCGGCCCGCGCGGCUCCGGGAGCGCAGGGACGGACGGACGGCAGCGGCGAGGGAGGACGCGAGCGCUGCGGCCGGGAGCCAAGUGCGGGAGGCGCGCGGGGUCGGCGGCGCGCAGAGACCUCCUCUGAAGCAGCUGGAGCUCAAGUCUCCCCAUCCCCAAGGAUUCAGCCAGCCAGGAGAGGAAAAGAGGAUGGGACGGGGCUUACCCAGGGCUGAACAGUGAGCCACAGCUCUUUGAACCUGGAGCUCCGACCGGGAGGCUCUGCCGCGCGGGAGUGACUCAGGAAGAAUUGAUGCUCUGGCCCCCUGCGACAUGUACAUGGUGUAAUGACAGGUAAUGAACCUGAAGCUCGGCUAUCCUUUAUCAAUGAUAUGGCAGGAAAUGAGCAGGUUUGCAGAAAGACUGGUGGCCUAAAAUUGAAGCCUAAGGAGUCGCUGCUUGGCUCUGGCUGAGAACAUGGCCAAUGACAUUGACGAGCUGAUCGGCAUCCCUUUCCCUAACCAUAGCAGCGAGGUGCUGUGCAGCCUCAACGAGCAGCGGCACGCAGGGCUGCUGUGUGACGUGCUGCUCGUGGUUCAGGAGCAAGAGUACCGCACACACCGCUCGGUGCUGGCAGCCUGCAGCAAGUACUUCAAGAAGCUCUUCACGGCAGGAAGCCUGGCCAGCCAGCCCUACGUCUAUGAGAUUGACUUUGUCCAGCCUGAAGCUCUGGCUGCCAUCUUGGAGUUUGCCUACACCUCCACACUCACCAUCACUGCCUCCAACGUCAAGCACAUCCUCAACGCGGCCAGGAUGCUGGAGAUCCAGUGCAUUGUGAAUGUGUGCCUGGAGAUCAUGGAGCCUGGCGGCAACGUCGGUGAGGAGGAUGACAAGGAGGAGGAGGAGGAUGAUGAAGAUGACGAAGAUGAAGAUGAUGAAGAGGAAGAAGAAGAGGAAGAGGAGGAGGAGGAGGAUGACACAGAGGACUUUGCUGACCAGGAAAACUUGCCUGACCCCCAGGACAUCAACUGCCCCCAAAGCCCCUCCAAGACAGACCAUCUCACAGAGAAGGACUAUUCGGACACACCCAGAGACUUCCCCGACUCCUUCCAGCCCGGAAGCCCUGGCCAUCUGGGAGUGAUCCGGGACUUCUCCAUUGAAUCUCUGCUGAGGGAGAACUUGUACCCCAAAGCCAACAUCCCUGACAGAAGACCCUCUUUACCUCCAUUUGCCCCAGAAUUCUUCCCACACCUCUGGCCAGGUGACUUUGGUGCCUUUGCUCAGCUGCCUGAGCAGCCCAUGGACAGUGGGCCACUGGAUCUAGUCAUCAAGAACCGCAAAAUCAAGGAGGAGGAGAAAGAGGAGCUGGCCCCGCCCCCGCCCCCUCCCUUCUCUAGCGACUUCUUCAAGGACAUGUUUCCUGACCUGCCCGGUGGGCCGCUGGGCCCCAUCAAGGCAGAGAAUGACUAUGGUGCCUAUCUCAACUUCCUGAGUGCCACCCACCUGGGGAGCCUCUUCCCGCCCUGGCCGCUGGUGGAGGAGCGCAAGCUGAAGCCCAAGGCCUCUCAGCAGUGUCCCAUCUGCCACAAGGUCAUCAUGGGGGCUGGGAAGCUGCCCCGGCACAUGAGGACCCACACCGGGGAGAAGCCGUACAUGUGCAGCAUCUGCGAGGUCCGCUUCACCAGGCAGGACAAACUGAAGAUUCACAUGCGAAAGCACACGGGGGAGCGGCCCUACUUGUGCAUUCACUGCAACGCCAAGUUCGUGCACAACUACGACCUCAAGAACCACAUGCGCAUCCACACGGGCGUGCGGCCCUACCAGUGCGAGUUCUGCUACAAGAGCUUCACACGCUCCGACCACCUGCACCGCCACAUCAAGCGGCAGAGCUGUCGCAUGGCGCGACCCCGGCGUGGUCGCAAGCCCGCUGCCUGGAGGGCGGCCAGCCUGCUCUUUGGGUCGGGUGGCCCCUCACCCGACAAGGCGGCCUUCGUGAUGCCACCCGCGCUGGGCGACAUGGGUGGCCACCUGGGCGGCACGGCCGUGUGCCUCCCGGGCCCCAGCCCGGCUAAGCACUUCCUGGCGGCACCCAAGGGCACCCUGAGCCUCCAGGAGCUGGAACAGCAGUUCGAGGAGACGCAGAUGAAGCUGUUUGGACGCGCACAGCUCGAGGCCGAGAGGAACGCGGGUGGCCUCCUGGCCCUGGCCCUGGCCGAGAACGUGGCCUCCACUCGGCCCUACUUCCCGCUGCCAGAUCCCUGGGCAGCGGGCCUGGCUGGCCUUCCUGGUCUCACCGGCCUCAACCACGUGGCCUCCAUGUCUGAAGCCAACAACUAGGCUGGCCCUGGUCCACCCUAGUCCCAAACCCUGUCUUAAGUCCCUCUAAGGCCUGCCCUGCCCCACCCAGUGGACCUGAACUUUCUAGUUCGCAAACGCAAGGGGAAAAUGAAAAAACAAAAAACAAAAAACAUUUUAGCUGAGAUGCAAUUUUCCUGGCCUUCGAGGGCAGCAUCUCCUUUUUGCCUGUAUCUGAGCUAGGCAUCUCUUCCCUGAGGGUUUGGAACCCCCUCCCCGAUCUCUCCCUGGCUGCCUCUGGUUCACAAAGAAAUACACAGGGUGCCAAACCUCGGAAGGCUCCGUGCUGGUGCCAGGAGCACAUUACAGCGGUACCGGGCUGUGAGGAGGGAGCUCUCUGCCGGGCUGGCCGGGAGGAGCUAGCAUGAGGACUGUGCCCUGACCAGGCACUUUGGUUGAGCCCUUCAACCCCAUGGGGGAGUCCCUCCCAACACUGCCUUCAGAGUCAGGUUCCAGCUCAGAGGUCCCGGAUCCAAUUGAGCAACGCUACCGGUCCACGGGGAGAGACCAUUCCUACUGGUCAGAAAGGCCUCCUGCAGCCAGGAGCUGGCAUGGAGCGAGCCCAUUUUAUAUCGGCUUGACCUGUGACCUUAGGAGGGUCAACCCUCUGUGCCUCACAGUCACCCUGCUGCGAAAGGGGGUGGUAACUUACAUUCCCCUCCCCCCUUUAUACAUAUUCACACCUGUUCCAAGAGUUCCUUGGAAGGUAGAAGUUUAGCACCCCCAGUGUUACUGGGGAGACUAUCUAACUGGAGUUGGUUUCAUCGCCUCCACGUGGAAGUCAGCAUGUUAGCUUCAGUAAGACAUGCGGCAGAACUGGACAGGAACAACGGAACGAGAGGGCUUCAUGGCUUUCAAUACCCACAGGUAGCUCCAGGGACCCCAAAAUCUGCCUCACUUCUGGUAGGCCACUGCCAUAUCUAAACACCCCCUGGAAAUGAGAGUCAGCAUUGGCUCACCCCCACACUCCCUCAGUGUUCAGGCUCCGUUAGCUGAUGGAUGGAUGGGGCUAACAGCCACCACCUGCCUGGCUUCCCCCAACCCUACAAACGUCACAGAACCUUGUCAUCCAGGGCUCAGAUUGUGAGCCCAGGCCUGAGCUUUGCUGGCGACACACCUUCUACUGUGUUUGAGCCCCUGGUCCCCCUUCCAUAUUUGACCAAAGGGCUCCCAUGCAAGGAGGUAGAGUCCUUCGGGUUGUGAUGGGCUGUGUUGCAAGUCACACUCAGGCUGGUUCUGGGUUGGUGGUAGUGAGACAACUUUGCUGGCCCAUGCUUUCUUGAGUUUAUAUUGGUUUCUUGAGAUCCCAGGAAGGAGAAUCCACCUGCUUGGAAGGCCUGGAGUCCCAGAGCCCCAAGCUGUGGGUCCAGGAGCCUCAGCACUUCCUAUAUCAAUUGCCUUGGCUUCUUCAUGUACAAACACAAACACAAAAAGGCCAGAGAAGACAGUAGGCUCUGUCCCUCCUGAAGCUCCCAAGACAGUCCGUGCCUGCCAGUGCCACCAGACGAGUGUCCAUCAGGGAGGAUUUUCCUCAGUUCCCCGUCCUCAUCAGUCACCUGCCGGGCAACUGCCUCUUAAAUUCCUGUCUGCCACUCAGACAGUCGCCAGUAUGCACAUUUUGCCCCAGCAGCCAGGUGGCUGUAGCUGAACCAGACUCAGAACCAAGAGGGACCAGGGGAGGGCAGUGGUGUCAGGCUUCUGUUUUUAUUUUGUAAAGGUAAUGACUUCUUAUAAACUCACUUUUUCAGAUGACUGGCUAGUUCUUUUUGUCGUUUGUUUUCGUUUGUUUUUCUGGGCUGCCGUUUGGAAUUGUACAUUGUAAAAUAUCCAAAGAUGUUGAGUACUGUAUGAUCAAGCACUUGAAACAAAUGGCUGGGGGGUGGGGAGGGGCGGCUGUGUGGUUUUUUUUAUUAGUAUUAUUAUUAUUUUGUUUUGUUCAUGUUCCUGACUUUCCUGUCUGUCUGUGGGAGACUUUUGGAAUUUUUUCUAUUUAUAAAACUUUUUAUGUGACGACUCUAUGUAAAAAUGACACACAUGAAGUUUGCCUUAGUGAUUCAAGGGACAAUCUUCCGUAACUUUGGUCGCACGAUGCAUCCUGCCCAGAAAUGCUCAGAUCAUUCUCUGGCCUAUUUAUUAAACGAUAUCAACUGACUUGAUUAAAUGAUAUUGAGAGUG
Molecule: messenger RNA, 4570 nt
Organism: Mastomys coucha (southern multimammate mouse)
Lineage: Eukaryota; Metazoa; Chordata; Mammalia; Rodentia; Muridae
Gene: Zbtb7c
Product: zinc finger and BTB domain containing 7C
Exons: 5
Coding region: 518-2377 (619 amino acids)
Biological process (GO): regulation of transcription by RNA polymerase II
Molecular function (GO): DNA-binding transcription factor activity, RNA polymerase II-specific; protein binding; RNA polymerase II cis-regulatory region sequence-specific DNA binding
Source: RefSeq, a predicted model, not a curated record